GAGUCUUGUCUCAGAGGCGACUCUUCAAAGCCUCCUUCCCCGCGAGGGACGACCCUCGUCCCUUACGGAUGUUCCUCCCCAGGGAGACGCCCUUUCCCGAGGCGACUGCCUGGCGCCCAUCGCCUCCGCCUGCCCCGCGUCUGCCUCAGACCCCUCGCCGCUGCAGGCUCUGCCCGAACGAAUCGCAGAGCGGACCCCCCGCCCUUUCUUCACCUGAUCCCUUGGGCACCCUUUUCUCCUUGUCACCAGCCCAGCCCAGGUCAUCCCGGGCUGACUGCUGCCCCCCCGCCUCUGGGGAGACAGGACUUGCGGGGGCGGCAGGUGGGCUGACAGCUGCUGCGGCCCGGCUCUGUCUCGGGGUCACCCCUCCUCUCAGGCCUUCCUAGGUUUAUGCCUGGCCCUGGGCUGCCCGCCUAACAUGGCACCUGCCUUUCCAGUCUGGCCCCCCCCCCCCCCGCCCCGUGGGAUCUCCCGUUUUAUUGCAUCUCCGCCGUUUGAAUUAGCACCUUUCAAACAGGGUGUCAUAGUAGUUGACCCAGGUCUUAGCCACUCCCUCUCCGAAAACCUAGCCCCUUGGUUUAGAGGUGAGGAGACUGAGUGGGGCUCAUCACCAUUUUCAACAUGGAAUUUUCUGUAGACCUCGUAGUUUUCUAAUAAGCCUAGCCUUGUGGGUUUAGGUGUCAAUACGAAUGAAUGUCCAUUGGCUUCUGUGGCUUGUAGAGCGUCUCCAUUACACAGGGGUGUUUUGUGGGUGAGAUGAUGAAGCAGCGUUAGUCUGAGAGUCAGGCAGAGACAGUGAGUUGGUCUUUUAUAGUUUAUAAAGCUGGUUCACUCAUUCAGGUCACUCAGUCCUCUAGGCAGCCCUCGGGAGUGGGCAGGCAGGCUCUGGCCCUUGAGCAGGAGAUGCUCAUGACCAGUAAAUAGAGCAGGGCCCAGUAGGCUUCUGAGUCCUGACUGGUGCUGAGAGGGUCAGAGACCGUAGAAAAGCAAAGGACACGGUGUUCAAGGUCAUCUCCACUCCCUUUCCUGGGCCCAGACGCCCAGCCUCUCUUCCUAACCUUAAGAGCAGUUCGGGCUCAGAGCUUGCUUACUCUCCUGCUGUGUGCGCAGGGCUGUUGACCUGCCCUUACAGCGCCCAGAUUCUUGUCACCUCUUUGUAGUUUCAGGUCUCGUGAGAUUCAGCAGUUGCUUCUUUCUCCUGGGGUCCAGCUUAUCUGCAGUGACUUUUCAAAUCUGCUGUGUCUAAUCUACAGGGUGUUAGGAAAUCCAACAGCUCAGCUUGUACCUAAAACAUGAGUGCAGGUGCUCGUGGCUCUGUGUUGAUGUGCACACGGAGUUUGUGAGCUCUGUAGUGUCUGUCUGGGUGACACGGCUGGAUAGAUUGUUAGCUGAGUUCCAGGUGAGCAUGGUGCACCUGGGCUGAGAAAAGGGCCCUGUCAUCUUGUCCCAAAGCGGGAGGCUUCGGGAGUGAGAGGACCACCCCAGGAAGGCUGCGUGUGUGUUCAUGCUGCUGAGGAGGCGCCCUGUCUCUACCUGUUUGCUGCCGCUCUGGGUGUGGUGCGGGUUACAUGUGAUGCGUGGAUAUUGCCCUGGACUGGCUCCUGGGAGUUCGGGCUGCUGGCUCUGCCGCAUUUAUAGCUCUGUGACCCUCGGGUGUCUCCUGGGUGGUGGGGAUAUUUGGGGAGUCCCCAGGGCCCCGUGGGGGCUCUGGUGUCAUCAGCAGAGGCCUCAUUCUCCCGGGAGCUGCUGCUGCCUCUCCUGACCGCGGCCUUCCACCUGUUGCUCAGCACGUGGCCUGGGCCGUGUGGGGUUCUGCAUUUAUCUAAGGUCAGCAAGUGUUUGUGAUAAAGAAUUUCUGCUGUACCUUUGAGAUGAUUAAGAAAGAGAUGGCCCUGCCCAGCCUGGUGGGGCGAAAGCCUACAGGCUAACCUGCGCUCCUGUGAUAAGGACAGCGGGGUGGGGUGGGGGAACAAAGAGCCCUGGUGAAUGGGGGUGGGCUUCAGGCAGAACAGCGGCCUGGAGAGCAGGCCUGGGCCAGGCUCCUCGCGGCUGUGCAGGGUCUGCCAGAGGGAUGUUCGUCUCGGGCGAUUGAGUGAGGGGUCAGGGCUGGGAAUGAGGCAGUGCGGCCAGAGCACCUGCUGUGGUACUGAUUCCUCAGAAAACGACAGAAAGCUGCUCUGGGGGCUGUGGUCAGGGGCUGUUACUUUUCUGGCCGUGCCCCCUUGGCAUUGGCCAGGUGUCCGGAGGCUGUGGACGCUGGUCUUCAGCUUCCCUUCCAGAGCCCCAGCCGGUGGUGGACAGUGGUCAGGAGGCUGUGGGAGCAGCCAGGGCCCUGAGCUUUAGAGUCAGUGAUUCAGGUUUGGCCUUCUGUGAAAAGAACUGUGUGUUUAUUAAGAACAUGAUACGUGAACUUACUUGUUAGAUGAUUUGCCUUUUUCUCACUGGACUCUCCUACUAAUGACUCCAGGGACAGCGUGCUCCGCCAGGUGGCUGGUUUGUGGAUGGGAAGGGUGCGGGCUGGGGAAGUGGUUCGAUUUCCCAGCCUCUGGCAUCUCUGCUGUGCUGUGGGCCACGUGAGGAAAUAAGCCCCGCUUCAGAAAUGCCUGCCUUUUAUUGAGCACCUGUUAGGUGCCAGGCCCUGAGCAAGGUGCUUUAUUUCUGCCAUCUUCCACCUUUCCAGCUUCGCAGGGCACAGCAGGGAGCUGCCCAGCAGGCACAGAGUGCGGUCAGUGAGGCGGCUGGGCAGGCCUGCGGCGCAGUGCAGGGCUUGGCCCGCAGGCACUCUGCCCUGCUCUGCAGCCCCUGUCGGCCUGGGGCGCCGUUCCCCUGGAGGAGCACCAACUGGGGCUGCGCCUGCUUCUCCUCUGGCAGUGUCCUCGCCAUGUGCCCGGCCGCGUCUCCCUGAUGAACUCUGGGCCUUGCCCAGGUGGAGGCCUUGAUGGCAGUGCCUUCUCAGGGCACCCUCCUCGCUCGCAGUCUCUUGCCGCCCCUGAAACACACCCAGAGCAUGUGUGUGGGGUCCCUGGCGGAGGAGAUGUGGCCCUGGGCUCAGCCGUGGUCUUGGAGCCGCUGUGCCUGCCCUUUGGUGUGGCAGCCCCUUCAGGCCUCACCUCAGCCUUGGUGCCGGCAGCCUUGGAUCUGCAGGUCGUUGGCAUUCUGGCUAGAAUAACUUGUGGAUCUGUCCUUUCCCUCCCUCUGAAUGGUAAUGUCUCAGGGUAAUCGUUACCUGUCAGCUUUGGCCGUUUUCUUUCGCUGUCUCGUGUGCGUCCCCACUGGGACUUGGCAGCGGCCCAUCCGCUCCAGAGCUGAGGAUUUCUUUAUCAGCGUGUGUAAUCUGCUCCACACUUUCUACCUGUUGAUCCCUGACUCAUGAUGGUGCGGAAGUGAUGCACAGUCAGUAGCAAGUACUUCCAGCUUUGAGUUUGGCCUUUUUUUGGACCAGCGGCGGGAAGCGGAUGCUCUCUUUGAUGUUGGGCAGCGGCUGCAGCAGCUCCCCGUCAGCCUGCUAUCUCCAGGGCUCACUCGGGUGCCCUGACUGCGUCCUGUAUUCACCGUCGGCGCCGUGUGCAGUCAGUUACAGAACUGGUCCACGCUUCAGUGUAAAACAGGCUUUGUGCUAGAUGGUUUUGCCCACUUGUGAGUGUUCUGAGCAGGUUUCAGGAAGACCAGGCUAAACUUUGGUAGGUUCAGUGUAUUAAAUGCAUUUUCGACUUUUGACAUUUCUCAACUUACGAUGGGUUUAACCCUAACCCCAUUGUAAAUCAAAGAAGAUCUGUAGUCUGUUUUCUCAGCUUAGUUCAACCCAGCAAAUAAGUGCUUGUUUGUGUUAGGUGGGGUGGCCUGCGGAGCUGGGAGGGCAGGGUCGCUGGGAGGAGGGUGCCCAGGGGGGCACUGGGGACCAGUGGGCAGUUUGGCGCAGUGAGGAGCGCCUGGAAGGGCCUGCCCACUCCUUGACCACAGGCUGGCCUUGGCAGUGCUUCACCUGCCCCCAGACUGGGCACUGUGCAAGGGCUUUCCAGAUGUCAGUUCACUCACCCGCACUGCAGCAGUGCGGUGGUCACCACCCCGCAGACAGGGAAACUGAGGCACAGAGGGAAGGAACUUACCUAAACGGCAUGGCUGGCAAGUGCUUUAGCCCAGAUUCCAGCCCCAGCUGUGUGGCUCCAGGGUCCGCCCUGAGCCGCGGCCUCGGCUCAGCCUGAGGCUCUGGGGAGCCCAGCCAGUGGCUGGUGGCGAGCGGUCCCCUCAAUGCUGGGAGCGCCUCUGCCCCGGGUCAUGACUGCUCAGCGUCUCCGGGCAGUGCCAAGUCUGCCUGGACCCACCGCCUCCCGGAGAGUGCGGCAGACGCGCUACCCCUGUGACUGCGAAAACGGUCAAGCGUAGGGUCCCCGAGAGUUACUUACCCAGGUGCUUCCGCCCAGGUCUACCCAGUGUUAGCAUCUGGCUCCAGCUGAUCUGUGUCCAUUUGAAACCAUACGUAUUUUGAAAGUAAGUCACAGACUUCUUGACGCAUAAUCUCGACACUUCAUCGUGCACCCUAAAGGGGGGGUAUCCUCUGAUGUGACCAUCAGAACCGUCUCACCUCAAAAUCCUGACUGUGGCUCUCUGCUGACUGUGGUCCCACAAGUGUUUCAUAGGUGUUUUCUUUCAGAGGUUCAGUCAGGGUUCAUGCUUUGCAUUUGGUGCAAGUCCUCCCAGGUUUUUUCUUGUGACUCUUUUUUAAACUUCGAAUGAAAACUAGGCAAUAUGUACAAGAAGGAGAGAGAAUUGAUAAGUGCUUGUACCGGGUACCAGUAGUUGUCAAUGCGUGGAUCUGAACAGGUUUCAGAGAGGCCAGACUGCUGUGUAAAGAGUACCCCACGCUCAAGAAUCCUUUGGGUCACAGAUAAUGAACCAGAAGCCCCAGGGCUGCCGGCUGCCGUCAUUUCUUUUUCCAUGGGUUUGUGGUCUCUCUGAGAAGACCGAGCCGCAUCAGACUGCUCCCUGGCCAGAGGCACAGGCGGCUGGUAUGAGGGGAAUGGCCGCCUCUCGACUCAAGCACUGGCCUCGGCCCUCGUGCUGGCUCCUCAUGCCGUCUCCCUGAUCGCCCCAGAGGCCCAGCUCUGCCUCGGGCUGCAGCCGGUCUUGCUGGGCAUCUGGCCCUGCCUGCUCCUGCGGCCUCCCUGCAUGAAUCCCCUGGAGUCCCUUGGGACACCCCACCUGGCUGAGGCUCCAGUGUCCUAGGACCAGGCCUCGCGGCUGGGCCAGCGCAGCACACGGGGGCACGCGCCUCCUGCUGCAGGAUGGUGGUGGUGAGAGGGCCUGGGGGGGCCUGCAGCCAGCGUGUCUCCACCUGACACGCGCAGAGGGCUCUGCUGGGGAGGAGACGGGCUCAUGUUGUCAGUGGGCUGGGGGUGGGGGAUAGGAAAGGGUGGGCAUCGUCUGUGGCGGCUGGCCCUCGCUGCCUGUCUGCCCGAGGCUGCCUCUGUGGCCCCUGCGGGGUUUUCCUCGAGGAUCUGCACUCACUGCGGGGGCCUUGGGGAGCAGCGCUCUCUGUCAGCCCUGGUCUCCUCUGAGGACAGUGGGUCAUGGCCUUUUCCUUUGACUUCUGUGUUGUUUUGUAUCCUUGAAAUCGUCUCCAGGGCUGUGUGCUUCGGCCAGAAAGUGAUUGGAAAGUCAGUUCCUUCUUUGGCUCAGAUUUCAUAAUAAUAACGUUAACAUCUGUGCUGUGGGCUAUGAUUUAGUUUGCGAAAUCUUUUUUCGUCCCCAAAACUGAGACUGUUUACAGUUGGGGAACCUGAGGCUGAGAGCCCUUCGGGUCUUACUCCAGUAAGAUCGGGAGACUAAGGCUGACCGUGGCGUGCCGUGGUUUCUUCCGUGCCCCUCAGCCAGGGCAGCUCGUGGGGCCUUGACUUCUCUGCCUGCCCCUGGCUGUGCCCCCCAGCCCCCCACCCCAGGUCUCACCAGGGGGCUCAGAGACACAAGUUCUUGUGUCUGUCUACUUGCCCAGCGCCAGUCCCCGAGGCCCUGCCUCCUUUCUGAACUUGACCCUUCCCUGGGAAGCUGCUGGUCUCAGGGGGGAAACAGGCGGUGAGGGCGCCAGGACUCUGCCGGGAGCUGGGGGCAGGGCCUGUGGGGGGCGGCCUCCUGGUGCAGACGCGGCCUUGCGUCCCUCGUGUGACGCUGCCCUUGCCCGCGCUCUGAACCUGGAGCUGUUGCUGCUCCCGAGUCAGACGCGGGCCCAGGAAGCACUGACGCUCCGCAGUGAUGGGUCGUGGGGGACGGGGGAUUCCUGCCGCCAGCCCUGUGCCCUCUGCUCUUUGCAGGCACAGCUCUGCCACUUCCACUCAGCCCUGCUGCAGGGCAGGCCCAAGCCCUGGCCGUCCCCUGCCAUCUUCUUCAGGAGGAACCUCGCAGCCUCGCCGGCAAGGCCCCUGAGGCCCCAGCCCCUGUGGAGGAAGGCGCUGUCGGCCGCGGCCCUGGGGGCGCCCCUGCUGCUCGGGGUGCGAUACCUGACGGCGGGAGCCCAGGAGAGGAGGCGGAUGCGGCUGGUGGUGGACGGCAUUGGGCGCUUCAGCAGGUCUCUGCGGGUCGGCCUGCAGAUCUCACUGGACUACUGGUGGUGCACGAAUGUCAUCCUGCGUGGGGUGGAGGAGCCCGAGGUACUUGGAAGUGAUGUCUGCGUGUCAUCAGCGGGCGGCUGACGCCCUGGUGGCGGGGGCCAUCAGCAACGGGGGUCUGUACGUGAAGCUGGGCCAGGGGCUCUGCUCCUUCAACCACCUGCUGCCCCCCGAGUACAUCAGGACACUGCGGGUGCUGGAGGACAGGGCCCUCACGCGGGGCUUCCGGGAGGUGGACGAGCUGUUCCUCGAAGACUUCCAGGCCCCGCCCCAUGAGCUCUUCCAGGAGUUUGACUACGAGCCCAUUGCUGCAGCAAGCCUGGCCCAGGUGCACCGUGCCAGGCUGCACGAUGGCACCGUGGUGGCCGUGAAGGUGCAGUACAUCGAUCUGCGGGACCGCUUUGACGGCGACAUUCACACCCUGGAGCUCCUGCUGCACCUCGUGGAGCUCAUGCACCCCAGCUUCGGCUUCAGCUGGGUCCUCCAGGACCUCAAGGGGACCCUGGCCCAGGAGCUGGACUUUGAGAACGAGGGCCGCAACGCUGAGCGCUGUGCACGGGAGCUGCAACACUUCCGCCACGUUGUGGUGCCCCGCGUGCACUGGGGCACGUCCAGUAAGCGCGUGCUGACGGCGGAGUUCUAUGAGGGCUGCAAGGUCAAUGACGUGGAGGCCAUCCAGAGCAUGGGGCUGGCGGUGCAGGACAUUGCAGAGAAGCUGAUCAAGGCUUUUGCUGAACAGAUCUUUUACACGGGUUUCAUCCACUCUGACCCCCACCCCGGCAAUGUUCUGGUGCGGAAAGGCCCAGACGGGAAGGCUCAGCUGGUGCUGCUGGACCAUGGGCUCUACCAGUUCCUGGACGAGAAGGACAGGCUCGCCCUGUGCCAGUUGUGGCGGGCCAUCAUCCUGAGGGACGAGGCGGCCAUGAAGGCGCACGCAGCCGAGCUGGGAGUGCAAGACUACCUCCUGUUCUCCGAGGUGCUCAUGCAGCGGCCCGUGCGCCUGGGGCAGCUGUGGCGCUCGCGCCUGCUGAGCCGUGAGGAGGCGGCCUACAUGCAGGACAUGGCCCGCGAGCACUUCGAGGAGGUCAUGGCCGUGCUCAAGGCCCUGCCACGCUCCAUGCUGCUCGUGCUGCGCAACGUCAACACGGUGCGCUCCAUCAACAACGCCCUGGGCGCCCCGGUGGACCGCUACUUCCUCAUGGCCAAGAGCGCAGUCCGGGGCUGGAGCCGCCUGGCAGGUGCCAUGUACCAGAGCAUCUACGGUGCCAGCAUCCUGCGCCACAUCAGGGUCAUCUGGGAGACGUUCAAGUUUGAAGUGGCCCUGAGGCUGGAGACCCUGUCGAUGCGGCUCACUGCCCUCCUGGUUCGAGUUCUGGUCUACCUGGGCAUCGUGCCUGACACCAAGGGGCUGUCCAAGUACCUGGAGACCUAGGCAUCCUGGACAGGAGGACCAUAGAGCUCAUCCCACCGCGCACCCAGCCAGGGCCAAGUGACUGUGAUUUGUUGGAGUAGGGGAUGCCCUGGGGCCCCGAAAUAAUCACAACACUCUUCUGAAAA
Bubalus bubalis (water buffalo) is the source of this 8156-nucleotide messenger RNA. It is a transcript of the gene ADCK5, whose product is annotated as aarF domain containing kinase 5. The record is from RefSeq and is a predicted model, not a curated record. The transcript has 14 exons. NCBI's taxonomy places the organism in Eukaryota, Metazoa, Chordata, Mammalia, Artiodactyla, Bovidae. Bases 6610 to 8031 code for a protein of 473 amino acids.